AUGAUAACGACAGCAGAUCAGAAUGAUAGAUGGGCAUCUUACGCAAGACCAGGAUCAUGGAACGAUCCAGACAUGCUCGAAGUGGGAAAUGGAGGCAUGACUACAGAAGUGUACCGAUCACAUUUCAGCAUCUGGGCAUUGGCAAAAGCUCCUCUGCCGAUCGGAUGUGAUCUUGGAUCCAUGGACAAAGUCACCUUUGAGUUGCUUAGCAACAAAGAGUUAAUUGCUGCUGACCAAGACAAACUUGGGAUCCAGGGAAAGAAAGUCAAGAACGAUGGCGAUCUUGAGGUAUUAUAUUUAUGCACACUUUAA
This is a messenger RNA of Eruca vesicaria subsp. sativa (arugula), 312 nucleotides long. The record is from the annotation of a GenBank genome assembly. Lineage: Eukaryota; Viridiplantae; Streptophyta; Magnoliopsida; Brassicales; Brassicaceae.